UGCCGGUAGGUGUAAGAAACGGUGAAGGCCUACACGUCGGGGUGCUGCAGUGGUGAAGCAAAUUUUAGUUGUGUUAAAUUAAAUUGUAAAGUUCAAAUUAUUAUUGUUUGUAAUUUACUAAGGCAGUCACAUGCUCAAUUCUGUAUGGAAUCUUUGUCGUGCUUGUCCUAUGCCGACAGAUGAGAAACAAUCGUAUACAGAGUAUAAACGAAGUUUCACGUGGCAUCCAAAUCCAGAAGAUGUGGUUCAAAAACCACCUGAGAGCGAUAAAACUAUGGAACCAGCUCUCUCAAGGAAGAAAAAAUACCCAGAACUGGCCUACAAAAAGGAUUCUUUUUCAUACAAUGAAGAAGGAAUGGGCUAUCAAGAUGCAGGGGACAGUAAUGCAUCACGUCACUUGGAACAGGAAGCUCGAGCUCGGUCAGUUGAUAGGACUGUUAAAAGGUCAUCUCGAAGUAAGUCAGCUGAUCCAGAAUUAGAAAGAUUCAAACAAAAAGAAGAGCGUCUUUUAAAUGGAGCAUCCAUUUCACAUAAAGAUUAUGUAAAACAGCCUGAAGUAGAUGGAGAACCACUUAUGGCUCAGAGUUAUUCCUCUUCCCAAACUCAUGGGAAUCCUGCCCCUGUUGAGGAUACAUCAGAUGUUCCCAAAGUGACAGAGUAUCGCUCAAAUUUUGCAUGGCCUCGAGAUUGUCCAGUGCUGCCUGGAACACACAGGGCUGUUUUUUAUGGGUUGGACCAAUCAGCUCCGAAGGCACUAGAAGAUGGCAGCUUUGAAUCAGCGGAAGGUAUUACAGAAGAACAGAAUGAAGAUGAGCAGACAAGUCCAAGAAAAAAAGGAUCAAAGACUGAAUACAAAUCCAAAUAUCAACCAUUCUCAUCGUACAUUUAUGUGGAUGGCAGUUGGAAGAAAACCCAGAAACUGGGGGAUGUAGAAGGAAAGCCUCUAGAUGAAACAAAUCCCUGGUACACUGAAGUUGUGGAGAGAAUAAAGAAGGCAGAUGAGUACCGCAUUCGGUCUCAGGGAAGACCUUUUUAUGGAGAUCAUUCUCCUCUCAUUCCAGGAAAAUCUAUGGAAGAUGACAGUCCUCUUCCUACUCAUGUCCUUAUUGCAACUUCAAGACCCUCUCCUCGUUCAGCAAGCUCGGAGCGGAAAAAAGAUAGAACACCUGAAUCCAGACGUGAAAUUUCUCCCCGCAGACAGCCUAAAGCCUUUAGGGAAGGGCGUACUCCCGAUGGAACAUCAGGAGAAAUCUUGUCCCCCAAGAAAUCUGCUCGGCCUGUAUCUGUGCCUCGUGGAGAACCAUCCGCCAAAGGAACUGAUGUCACAACUCCACCAGGUGUAAAGCCCCAUCCCGUGCCUCGUCGUCCGCCAUCAUCGGUGGUGAAUGGUGAGGAGCCUAAGGUAUGGCUUAAACCAACAACAAAAGAGAAGGGGGAGAAGGAAAUGGUAAAUGGAGAACAAUUAGAAAAAGAUGUUGAUGAGAAAGAUGCAGCAAAGGGUCUGACAGAGUCAGAAGACCAGGGAACCAAGAGAAUCUCUCCACAGGAUGCAAUUCGUCCAAGUUCUUUACAAACUGUCAAUGGAGAUUUGGAAUAUAAAAGUCCUUCACCUCUUCCCGAACCUCCCACUGGACCUGUUCCAUUGACUACAGUUAAGUCACCAGAAGAGGUCACUGGAAUUAAGUCUCCAGAUCCAGAAACCUGGACAAUUCCACUCGAGACAAACAAAGAGCUUGAGUGGACUGAUGGUCAUAUUCCAGUUGACGCAAAGCGAAUCAAGUAUCCUCCCGAGUUUCUGAUGAAGGCUGAAGCUUUCCCUGAGAAUGGAGCGCUCAUCGAGUCAGGUGUUUAAAUUCUUCUAAUUUUUCUCAUUCUGGGUCUAAGGUAAACACCUAGUGGCAACACUAUGAAUGACAUAGAUCAUGCACGCUUUAGGGUAGACAUUUCUUGAAGCAGAAGCUUGUGAUGCUCAACUUCCUUCUUUGAUCUCACCUCCUCCUCUUUUCAUCAAUCUUUACAUCUCUAGGUAGCUUGAUUGCAAGACAUUUCUUAUUGUGGGUAAGGUGAAGAUUUUUAAGUUUGCUGUUUUGUGCUAUAAUACUUACUUUAUGAUGGUUGCUUAUGGUCAAGGCAUCUUUUAAAUAAUAUUUAGUAAUAUCAACUUGUCAGUGGAAGUUCCUAGUAAAGGGUGUAUAUUAUUGUAAUGCUUGGAAGAAAUGUGACAGGGGCGAUGCAGUCUCUGUUUACAUGUUUAUCAUUCUAGAAGUGGCUUUUUUAUUCUGUGAUAUUUAUUAAAUUUAGCUUUUUCGAGGCAAUUUAUUUUUUAAUUUGUACCUUUUCAAGUAAAUGGUGUAAUUUUGUUGAAUGAAAAGCUUACAUUUAUAAACUUGGGCAACUUGAGUUAAUAAACUUCUAAUAACUUCAGUGAUACAGGGAUAGUGUGAAGUUUGUCAUUAAUGUACAGUAAAAAUUUCUGAACUUAUAAUCGUCUUCCUCACUGGCAUAUUUAUCAGCAAAAUCUAAUGUCAAUGUGUUAAUAAAGAUCACAAAAUGAGCUAAUUCAUCGAGCACAUGUUAACAUGACCUUCUACUAUUUUUCUCAAUGACAUCAGGAAAACUAUUCACUAAACUAAGUUCAAUUUCUUGGAUUUAAGUCCAAGCUAAUCCUUAACAGGGUAACUAGCCAACUUGUUUGAGUGACUACUGUUGAAAUUAUUCGGGUUACCAGUCAUUUUAAAGAUGUUUUCUGUAAAAUCAAAAUGUACAUGUAUACCAUUACAAGUAGUAGUAUUAGUAGUACGCUUAUAUUGUAGGCGAGUUUAUCCAUAAGAGUUUGAUUCUAUUCUUUUAUUUACAUAUAUUUAUGUAAUUUUUUUUUAAAAAUCAUACAUUUAUUUUUUAUUAGAAAUAGUUUAGGCAUGUGAAUAUUCCUAAAUAUAUUUUUUAUUAUAGAAACUUUAUUCUCAUGUUUUUUAGUAUAUUUUAUCUCGUAAUAAAACAUACUAUGAAUACUCCAAAGAUAUUACUUAACUAUCAGUUAUAAAAACACCGUUCAGUCUAACCAAAUAUGCAGAACACAAAUUUUUUUCUGACUUUGUAGUAAAUCAUGUGGAUUGGCUGGUAGUUUAAGAUGCCUUUAAGGAAAACUUAUUUUCGUUCAGAUAUGUGUUUUUUUUGUGUAAAUUUUUUUUUGAUGGAGCCGAGUUUUAUGUUUUACACAAUAAUACAAGAAUUAUUAGGUCAUAUUUCAGUGUUGUCAAAAGUAUUUAAGUCGAAAAAAACAAUCCCUACAGCUAUGUACUCUAAUCAAUAGAAUUAUUUGUAACUACAUUUUAAUUAACUUUCUGCUUCAUCCACUGUAGAAUGGCAUAAGGCUUAGCAACUCGAAUGUCAAAAUCAAGAACAGUGUUUUGUGAAAGAUUCUUUCUUUACUAUGUAUAUUAAAAUGUUAGUAAUAUGUAAUUAAUACUUCUCAGUAUUAGUUGAAAAGCUGAAAAAAUUAAGUAGCAAUUGACAACUUUCAAUUUGUAUAGGGGGGGGGGGGGUGGACGACGUGCAACCAUAUAAAACAGAAUGCAGAUAAGAUCAGUACUAAAAAGGCUAAUUGUACUGUUUAACAAUAUGCAUAGAAGCUUGUAUCUAAUGUAUCAAAUAAGGUUGCUAGAUGUGUGAAAUAGAUACUACAAAUGUCAGGUAUAAAAGAGCAUUUCAUACAGACAUCAGGUUUGUUUUAUAGACAUGCUUUGGUUAAGAUUGGCUAGUUUUGAGUUGCUUCUAACAGUUGUAUGAUGUUGAUGAAUUUAAAAUGUAAUAAACACAGAAAUUGAUUGCAUAGUUGAUAUUGCUGUGUUGAUGGACAUAAUCACAGUUCUUUAACGAAUAGCAGAAACGUUACGAAUAAAUAAAGUUAACAGCUUUAGAGCCAAAAUGAGAGAAUUUAGCAAAUGAAAUCUCGAGAAAGCUGUUGACUAUCGAGCUUCCACCUAUUAUUGUUCGCCUUAUAACUUAAUGUUUGAGAUAAAGAAAAAAAAACUGUAUGAAGAGAACGCUGUAAUAAACAACAAAAAAUGCUCGACAUGAUGAUAAAGGUUUUCUUUUUGUUGCUGAAAUCAACUUACGCGAAACCUCGUUAAGGGGAGUAUUUUGUUAGAAUAUUUAUGAUGUGUAUAUUUUUAUCUUAAUGUUAACUUUAUUAUUAUUGUCUCAGCAAGUUGGUAUAUGUUAUAAUCAGAUUUAUAUUGCUUCAAAAAGUUAAAAAAAUGUGCUGUAAUCGGAUUUAUGUUUUGUAAUAUCAUUUUAGCAAGUUAAUAUAUUCUGUAAUCAGAUUUUUGUUUCAUAAUAUCACUUCAACAAGUUAAUAUGUACUGUAAUUGGAUUUGUGUUUGGUAAUAUUACUUCAGGAAGUUAAUAUAUGCUAUAAUCAGAUUUGUGUAGGUAAUAUUGCUUCAGCAAGUUGGUGUAUACUGUAAUAAGAUUUUGUUGGUAGUAUUUCUUCAGGAAGUUGAUGUAUUCUGUAAUCAGAUUUUUCUUGGCAAUAUUGCUUUAGCAAGUUGGUGUAUAUCAGAUUUGUGUUGGUAAUAUUGCUUCAGCAAGCUGGUAUAUACUAUAAUCAAGACAAGUAGGUACAGGAUUGUUCAUACACAGGCAGAUAUUCAUUAUUUUUAAGUAUUUUCACACUAUCAGGAUUGUUUUUAGCUAGUUUUUAUAUCAUAGUCAACUUUUUAAGAUUAAUGAAUUACUCACUUCUUAUUUUAAUGAUCCACAGCUAUUAUAAAUCUGACAUGUACAAACUUUUUUUUUUAUAGGAAAUAUUCCAAAAUUUUAGGAGUAACUUGAGAUAAAUAUGAUGAUGUUUUCUAUUCAGUGAACCAAAGAGUUGUGAAUGUUUUUAGUUACUAAAAAAAAAUUGUUACUUACAUUUACUGGUUUAAAAAGUUAUAAAACAAUGUGUGGUUAAUUUUUUUUUUGUUCUAAGAACUAGAAAAUUAUAAAUUUUCAUGUCAUAUUGCUAGUCCUUUGACUUUUUACUAAUAGGCAUUUAAGAACAUACUAUAAUACGUAUAUAUAAAAAAAAAACAACUGCCAAAUCAAGAAGACAGCUAAGCUUUUAAGAAUUUUGGUAUGACAUUUAAUGUUUGAACUCGUUCAGUUGUAGCCAACAUUUCAGUUGUCUUGAAAGUUCAUCGAUUCAUUUCUUGUGUGUAAGAUGUAUCACAUCAGUUUCAUCAGUCAGCUGUUCAUAUGAUUGACAGCUGGAAAAAACUUGUUCUAAGCAAAGUUUCAAGUGUUAACCGUGCUUCAUAGCUAGUAUGUUACUAUAUUUCUAGUUUUCCAACUCUGCCAAAAAUCUCAAUUUUCACUCAUUAUUUACAUUACAAAAUCUACGAAAAUAAAUGAUUUGCGUUUAUUUCAGAAACAAAACUAGUUAAAUGAAUAAAGGUUGACUGUGGAAGAAUUGGUUCUUUAUAAGAAAAUCUUAUUGAAAUGUCUACCAGUAUUUGUUAUAAUGCAGCCCAUAAUAGUUAGAGGGGCAGUAGUGGAUGUUAUCAUUCACAGAUCUCUUGAACUUCUCCCAUCAGCCCAUUAAUUUUAGCCAGGGUUACUAUGAUAAAUGUACAUUUUUGCUGUUAAACUGAUGGCUAAUAAACUAAGUAACAAAAA
Molecule: messenger RNA, 5661 nt
Organism: Limulus polyphemus (Atlantic horseshoe crab)
Lineage: Eukaryota; Metazoa; Arthropoda; Merostomata; Xiphosura; Limulidae
Product: nuclear protein MDM1-like
Exons: 15
Coding region: 131-1852 (573 amino acids)
Biological process (GO): negative regulation of centriole replication
Molecular function (GO): microtubule binding
Source: RefSeq, a predicted model, not a curated record